Molecule: messenger RNA, 6476 nt
Organism: Dicentrarchus labrax (European seabass)
Lineage: Eukaryota; Metazoa; Chordata; Actinopteri; Moronidae
Gene: nyap2b
Product: neuronal tyrosine-phosphorylated phosphoinositide-3-kinase adaptor 2b
Exons: 8
Coding region: 1018-4416 (1132 amino acids)
Biological process (GO): neuron projection morphogenesis; phosphatidylinositol 3-kinase/protein kinase B signal transduction
Source: RefSeq, a predicted model, not a curated record
AGCUCUCCGUGGUGCUGAAAGCAGAAAAACACAUCCAGUCUCCAGUUACAGUGCAGCUGCAAAGGGAAGGCAGGCGAGAGACACGAGGAAAAAAAACAUAAAACGACUACAUGGAGAAAGAGACUGGGGUAUGAGUACUUAUGAAGAUGAGUUGAAAAGCGCACAGCGAGAGAAGCAGGGGGGUAAGAAAAGGAAGGGGAGAGACAGCGAGAGUGGAUGACGCUCCAGUAGAAGGCGGCUACAGUAGGCAGUGGGCGUGUUCUUCUUGUUGUGAUCUAUAGUUGGGAAGCCCGGUGUCAUCUGCUUAAGCACAGACCGACUGUACAGACCUGUGUGGACGAGCAGGACGGAGCCGGCAGGGAAUGUCAUAACUGGAAACGCACACCACUCUGCUUUACCUCGGUCUCAGGCUUCAGGGUACUGUGGAUGAGGAUUCCUUUCACCUGCAUGACACUCUGAGACAUUUUGUGCAUUCUGACAUAUGAAAGCAGAAGGAGAGGCUUUCUGGGAAAGAAGCUUUAGAAAGAUUGUGAGUUCCUGGUCGGCAACUGUAAGGGGAGUCUUGAUGUGAGUGUGUUAGUGUGUAUUUGUGUCAUGCUUGCGGUCGCGGGUGCGGUCUGUUGCUACGCUGCGUCUUCCUUCUGUCUUUAGCAUGUGCAGAUGUUUGGAGCAGUGAAGCUGGCACCUGGCUUGGAGUUUGGCACCAUCUGGACUGGAGGGGUCGCAUCUCCCUUUUGUGCCCAGGGGAGGGAGCAUUGGGCUGGGCACCCAAUGGCCUACCUCCCCUCUAGCACCAGCCUUAUCCUGGGUCACAGGGACUCCUUCUAACAAAUCAAUCAGUUGGACCAUACAAUGGAUGGAAGUCUAUGUGGAUUUAAGUGGAAUAGUGCACUGGUGCUCCAGCAUAGGUCAGAGUUCACUAGCGUGCACUGGACUCAUCGGGGGAAGACAGAAGACACGUUGGUGCACAAACCAGCAGGGACACAGCCCCAUUAAUGCUGUGGAAACACUUGAAGAAUGAUGAGCUCCAAAGAGGAGGAAACUCUCCGUUUUUUCCAGUAUGUUGAGGAGAAUGGGCUGAGAGCCUACAACGGCCUGGUAGCUCAGAACUUGGACCACGCCAGGAAUGAGAGAAAUAGGACAUUCCUGCAGGAAAAAAACGACAAGAAGAGAAAACAGGAGGAAGCCAUAAGGAGGAAUGACUUCCAGUGGAUGAGGAACUUGGGUCAAGAUUUUUGUCCAAUGAUGACGGGUGAGGACAUAGCAACUGAAGGCAAGCACUUACGUAUGGGCUCAAUUACCAUGCCGGACCCCCAGGAACGUAUGCCAAUGCCCCACCCGCAUGCCCUUGCCUGUGGGCAGGGCUUCUCUGUACGCUCCCAGUCCCUUCACUCUGUCGGCGGUGGGAACAGUGGGGGCGGAGGAGAGGAGGAAGUGGGAAGCCCGACCUCUAGGAAGCAGCCCCCACCCAAGCCCAGGAGGGACCCGGCAACCAAGCUGAGCAUGUCAUCUGAGGCGGUGGACCACAGUCCUGUAUCCACCUGCCGUGGGGAGAGAUGUGAUGAGGCUCAAGGAUGCAGUGAGGACUGCAGGAGGGUGCCGCCACCCAAACCUAAGAGGAACCCCAACACACAACUGAGCGUUUCCUUUGAUGAGUCCUUCAUCAAGAGCCACGGAGGCGGUGGGGUUUGCUCCUCCAAACCCCUCCACCAUGUCACCUCCCCCUGCGAACGCAACCCCUCGCCUCCACAGAGUGAUGAGAGCCCUACAGACGACUGUGAAGAUGAACCUGUCUACAUAGAGAUGGGCGGGAUUGAUGUCGGAUCACGAGAACCCCUGAAGAGUGAGGACGAGGAGCCGGGAGAGUCUGUGUACGAGGAGAUGAAGUACCCAGCUCUGGAUGAUAUGGAGUACCGCACUGACCCUGUGGGUUGUCGCUCCGCAUGCCCCACCCCGGCACCCUAUGACCCUGAACCUCUCAGUCGCUGCUCCACACCUCGAAACAUUCCCCUCUGUGACAUUCCUGCACCCUUUCCCAAUUUACUUACCCAUCGGCCUCCGCUGCUGGUGUUCCCACCGGCGCCAGCCCAGUGCUCGCCCAACUCAGACGAGUCUCCCCUCACCCCUCUAGAUGUUACCAAAUUGCCCAUGCUGGAGAACCAGUCCUACAGCAAAUCUCCAACAUCCUCCACCGAGCCACCCUCCUCUGCACAUAUCCGCAGGGAGCUCACUGCCACCCCAACCCUCACCGUCUCUGGCCGCUCCUCUGCGCCCCCUCUACCCUGCACCCUCUACAAAUCCUCCUCCUCAUCCUCCUAUCAGCGCAGCCACUCUGCUUGUCCAUCGCCGGUCAGCAUGGGCCGCUGCCUCACCCCUCUCAGCCUCAUGCGUACGCCUCCCUUUGACGCUCCUAUGCCAUUCCCCGGAGGUCUGCCGCGGAGUGCCUCUGCCACCCCUCACGGCAAAGGCUCGCCACCUCAAGACGGUGUGGGUCGACUUCACGGCUCUAUGCAGAAUGUGUCAACAGGGCGUUCACGGACACCCACCAGCCCGCUAGAUGAACUAACCAACCUGUUCACCACAGGCAGGAACAUGCUGAAGAAAAAUGCCAGUGGCAGGAAGUCUAAAGAGCCUGGAGAGACGGAUUCCAAAAGCAAGUCUCACAGUGAUUCCAAACGUGAAGGCAAGGAGCGCCACAGUCACGGCAAGGAGUCCAAGCGAGACAAGGAUCGCCACAGCAAAGAGUCCUCUCACCGGAGAGACAGAGACAAAGACAAAGAUAAAGAGAAGGAUAAAGACAGAGAAAAAGACAGAGAUAAAGACAGAGACAAACACAGAGACAAAGACAGAGAUAAAGACAGAGACAAAGACAAAGACAGAGACAAACACAGAGACAAAGACAGAGAUAAAGACAGAGAAAGAGGGAGCAGCAAUGUAGAGCCACUGCCCCACAGACGCAACAGUAAAGACCGUACUUGUAGCGGUGUAGAUGCACCACCUGUUCGCAGGGACAGCAGGGACAGCAGGGACAGCAGGGACAGCAGGGACCAAGGCUGCAGCAGCGUAGAGCCGAUCUCAUUGAUAAGAAGAGACUCCAAGGACAGAGGCAUUAGCAAUGGUGACCUGAUGCCUAGGAGAGACAGCAAAGAUCGGAGCGGGGGACAUGGAAUGGAGUCUUUGCUGAGACAGGACAGCAAAGACAGAGAGAGGCUGCUAGAUCAGCCACCUGAGCUGUUACCAAGACAAGACAGCAAGGAAAGGGCAAGAAACAGUGUAGACUUUAGACAGGAAAGCAGAGAGAGACUGCUGGACCAGCCACCUGAGCUCUUACCACGACAGGAUAUCAAAGAGAGAGCCAGGAACGGUGUGGACUCAAAACAUGAAAGCAGAGACAGGCCACCUGAGCUUCUACCCCGACAAGAAAGCAAAGACAGAGCCAGAACUGGAGCAGAAAAGAAAGACCAUCGUCCUGAUUUGUUACCCCAGCAGGAUGGCAAAGAGAGAGUAAGAAACGACAUGGAACACAGACAUGAAGGUAGAAUAGACCAGCCACCUGAGAUCAUACCCCGACAAGAAACGUCCAGAAGCAGCAACAGCAAGGACAGGGUUGGCUACGGCUCUGAAUCCAAGCACGAGGGGAGAGAUCGCAGCUGCCACAACGGAGGAGAUCUUCCUCCUUCUCCCCUGCCCAGGCAGGACAGCAAAGAUCUAAGCCGAACUGGACUCGAAAUGAGACGUGACAGCAAGGACAGAAGCUUGAAUGGCUCAGAGCAGCAUCAUUAUGAUGUCAAGAGCACAAAGAGCCCUUCUGCAAUGGAGUAUAGGUGUGACAAUAAAGAACGAGGAUACCGAUCGGAUGGCACGCCCAGACGAGAUAAGACGAGAGUGAGUUACAGCAUGGACCAAUCAAAAGCACAAGAGAGGAAUGGCAGCACAGGGUUAGGGCAGCUUUCAUCCACAACGACACCUACUCACCACGGAAGAUCAUCGGGUAGCCCACCAAUGAACACAGGAACAGGAAAUGAUGUGAAAGUAGCACCUAAGUAUGGCCGCUCACCUUCUAUGCCUGCUAACCCCUCCCCAAUGGGAACCCCACAAAGGAGAGCAGCAGAGACGCAACAAAGUCAGAUGCCCCAGAUGCCAUGGAUCUGUGGAGACACCACCAUGCUGGAACAGAUCGAGAGAAAACGCACCCUCUGCAUGGAGAUCCGCUCCAGACAACAUCCACACCUGCAGAGAUCUCUGGAGAGGCCUCCCCCUCCGGACAAGAACGAGGACAGGCACCAGGAGCGGAGUCAGUGCAAGCAAGAAAGUGCAUCUGUCCUCCCAGGCUGGGGGAAAAGCAGCGGGGCCAAAAAGAUCCGUCCUCCCCCUUACCCUACACAGACAACUGUGUUCUGGGACACUGCCAUCUGACAGUAACGACACACUUACACCUCCAUGCCACACAACCCCCAAUUACCCGCUCCCUCUUUCCUCUGGGUUGUGCUGAUUCUUCCCUGCAACAUCAGGGGGCGUCAGGACAGCCAAUAAGAGCACCGUGGGAUGAUUCUCGCUGAUGUCAAAGGACAAUGGUGGUUACCAUAGCAAUAUUUCUGCUCGUUCAGGUUGUCAUGUUUUCUUAUCAUCACUGGUGAUAUUUGAUAUUUUUCUAUUUCCCGUGAUUGGAUUCUUGUAAUAUAAUGAGUAGCAUAGAUAUUUGAUGAAUAGAUAUUUUCUAAAUGAUGGGGAUUAAAAAACAGCUUAAAUGAUGUAUAGUAGAUGUAGAUGCAAUCUAAUGUUUGUUUUUAUGUUAUUUUUUUGUUUCGGUUCUUUUACAUUUGAAAGCAUAAUCUAUCAAUAUUUGUACUGUAGUAGCAUAAUUUUCUUAUGCCCAACUCUUGUUUUGUGCUCAAAAGCACUAAAAUGAAUGGACUAUCCAAUUCUGUCUAUAUAUUACUUUACAUUUUCACUGUUGUAUUGUAAGUUGAGGAGUUAACGUCAACGUGCUUUAGAUUCCAGCGCCCUCCAUGCCUGGUCCAGUAUGUUCUAGAAUGUACAACAGUUAAUCCUAGAACACAAACAGGAAACUUUGUGUGCUUCAGUUUGUAUAUUACAGUAAGAAGCUGUGUAGUCACUACGUCAAAGCCUUUUGAAGCGGUUCAAUCGUUUUAUGGGAAAACCUGUUGGCUGGCAUAUUGUAGAGGACAGAGAAAGUGUGAAAUGUUUCUGCUGAAUUCUAAGAUACACUAUGAGGGUGGGUUGGGGAGGUAGUAAAUUAGAACAUACAUUAUUAACAGUAUAAUUUACAAAAACCAGCCAAAGCCUGUUAAAGCGAGAUAUGGGUGUGGUUGCACUUUGGACAGUUGGUUUUUUGAAAUGGGGUUGGCGGCAAUAGCUGGCAAGUACCAGCGCUCUUACUUUGCCAUGCACACUGCAAGCACCAUGACACAGUGUAAAUACUUUAUUCCAACGACCAGCCCGUACAAUCAACACCUGAGCUUUUAGAACAUUUCUUAAUUUUACUGCAGAUUAUAAUAGCCAUAUGCACUUGCUUAAGAAAUAACUUUCAAGAUUAUGCUUAUAUAUAUUUUUUUGAAAAUGUUAAAGGUAGCUCUGCCAUGUAAGUUUUAAUUUAUUGGCGGGGAGGUAAAGCCUCAGGAGGCUGGCUGUGUGCGACAUGCAGUCAUCGAUGAUUGGUUGUCUUUGACAAUAUUCCCAAUUCAAUUGGCUGGCAACCAUUUUAGAGAACAAAUCAUAUAAGGACCUAUAUUAUGGCAACAGCUCUACCCAGUCAAGCAGACAGGGGUUGCACACGGGCCUAUAAAUCUUUUAGGCUUUGUAAAAAAAAUAAAAAAUAAAACCUGCACUACUCAUCAUAUUCUAUUACAUUUAAUCAGGCUGAUUGCAUACAUGUCCCUCUCCCCCCUGCUCUCUCCCUCUACCUCAAAGUCCUACUUACAUCAUCUAAAUUGGUUCUCUUUAGCACAUUAAAAUGCAAUGUUGACAUUGCCAAAAUAGUAUGGGUUUGACAAAUGAGAUAGCCCUCCGAGUGGAGUGCAAGUGCAGUACAUCCCUCUCUGGUGAGAAUUAAUGCUACAGAGGUCCCUCUGUGUUGUACCUGUAUGUGUGUGUGAGGUAGAGAGCUGUGUGUGUUUUUGUGUGCCAAGCUACACUGUAUGCAAGUUGAAUCUUUAAAAAUGAUUGUUUUAAGACAUUCACUUUGCCCUAUCCAUGAUGUUGGUGGGUGGAGGUCGGAAAUGUAAUAAUGAUGAUGUACAAUCUUCUUGUGUGUAUAAACGUGCACUGUGAAAAGGUAGAGAGAGCACCGCACUGUCAGAGUCCUCUGUCUUAUUGCACUGAGUGUUCUCUUGUUUUGCGUAAUAAAAAAGAAAAGGAAAAAACAUGUUUGAGGAAAAAAGUACUGUAUUCUGAUUGUCACUUGGGUUCUGUUGAGAGAAAUAAAUAAAUAUGAACUUGAAACCCUCUAUGGAAAA